AUGUCGUCACCAUCAUCUCCUCCUUCAAAAUCUUUAAUAUCUCCCUCUCCUUCCCCCUCUCUUCCCCCCUUCUCAGACAUAAUUACUUUGAAUGUAAGUGGUGUUAAGUAUAAAACAUAUCGAUCAACAUUAACAGCGUAUCCUGAGACGUUGCUCGGUACAAUGUUUCAAGAAAGAAAUAAAGAAUUACUAAAUCCAAUUAAUAGUGAUAAUGAAAACAAUGAAUAUUUUAUUGAUCGUAAUGGUAAAGCUUUUCAUUAUGUAUUAGAGUAUUAUCGUAAUGGUGAAAUAUUAAGAGAAUUUGAUUAUUUCCAAAUUCCAAUUCCCAACACUAUACAAAAUGCAUAUGGAAAUCAAAUUGCUUUAAUCACAUUGAACCAAUUCAUCAAAGCAAUGGAAAACAUUAUAAAAUUACAUAUAAUUAAUUUCAGAUCAUAUUUUGGAUUAAAAGUUAUUUCAAAUGGUGAAAUAAUUUAUAUACAAAAAGAACAACAAAGUGAACCUUUACUGCCAAUCGACGAAUUGUUACCAUUCAAAAAUUCUAUUUACAAAAUUUUGUCGACAGCUGAAUAUCAAAUUAAAAAUUAUUUUGAAAAGUUAUUUAAAGAUAUCAAAUUAUCCUGGAUAAACCAUCAAACUGUUACUGGUAUUCGGUAG
This is a messenger RNA of Entrophospora sp. SA101, 657 nucleotides long. Lineage: Eukaryota; Fungi; Glomeromycota; Glomeromycetes; Entrophosporales; Entrophosporaceae. The record is from the annotation of a GenBank genome assembly.